AAAAAAAUAAAAACACUCUCACCAUGGUUCUGCGACUGAUAUUGCGCUACUUCGCCAACAACGAGCAGCUCAUUCAGCGCAUGGCUGACAGCUAUCCGAUGCGGCGAGCUGCUCAGCUGGUCGUUGCGCUGAUGUACCGCUCGAAGAGCUUGGCCAGGGAGCAGGGUCUGCACGAGAUGACACCCGAGCGGUUCAAAUCGUUUGUGAACAUGUUUAGGAAUAAUGUCAAACAGGAACUGGAGGGCGUCAAGAAGGAGCUGAAGAAUCAGAAAAAAUAAAUUAAUUAUUGUAAAUUUCUUAGUAAUAGGCUA
This is a messenger RNA of Drosophila arizonae, 311 nucleotides long. RefSeq names its product protein NCBP2AS2 homolog. Lineage: Eukaryota; Metazoa; Arthropoda; Insecta; Diptera; Drosophilidae. The record is from RefSeq and is a predicted model, not a curated record.